AUGGUUUCAACUACUACUCUAGGUGGCCCUGCAAAGGAUGUCCUAGUUGCCAAAGUCGGCACGGGACUCAUGUUGUUGACGUGGACGCGCACACCUCUGCCGGAUGAGGAGCUCUUCGAGGUGCUCAAGACGGCGAUUGAUGCUGUGCCCGCUGGAAGCAAGAUGCUCUUCAACAGCGCUCAGUUUUACGCUCUCGAUCUCGGGACCGGAAACCUCGAGCUCCUGGCGCGCUUCUUCGAGAGGUACCCUUUAUAUGCUGACAGAGUCUUCCUCACUGUCAAUGGAGGUAUGAAGAACAAGAUGGAACCCGAUCCCUCGCCAGAGGGUCUUCGCGCCUCGAUUGAGAAAUGUGCCAAGGCUCUUCGCGGUACCAAGAAGGUCGACUUAUUCCAGAAUGCGCGUGUCUCACGCUUGACGCCCAUUUCCGAGCAAAUGAAGGUGCUCAAGGGUUUCGUCGACGAAGGCCUGAUCGGGAACAUCGGUCUGUCAGAGUGCAGCGCUGCGACUAUUCGCGAGGCCGUCCAGUAUGCGCCUAUCACCGCCGUCGAGAUUGAGAUCAGCCCUUGGGCAUACGAGGCUGAAACGCGCAAUGUCAUCGCAACUUGUGCUGAGCUGGGCAUAGCUAUCUUCGCGUAUUCGCCACUCGGGGUAGGGUUCCUGACCGGCGAACUUCAGUUCCCACUCAAGGACUGGCGCAAUCUCGUGAUCCGUUACCGGGAUGAGCAUCGUGACAAGAACCUCAAGCUCGUCGAAGCCCUCAAGGUUGUCGCUCAGAAGAAAGGCAUCACAGCAGCUCAACUUUGCCUUGCCUGGACCCAGGCUCUUGGAGAGCGUAUUAUUCCGAUUCCCUGUUCGACACAAACAUCACAUGUAUUGGAGAAUCUUCAGUCCAGUGACGUCAAGCUCAGCAGCGAUGAACUUGUCGAGAUUGAUCGUAUACUCGCCAAGUAUCCUGUCUCGGGCGAACGUUUCUGGGAGGAGCACAACAACUCGCUCCAGCUCUGGGGUUAG
Messenger RNA from Peniophora sp. CBMAI 1063, 1011 nucleotides. NCBI's taxonomy places the organism in Eukaryota, Fungi, Basidiomycota, Agaricomycetes, Russulales, Peniophoraceae. The record is from the annotation of a GenBank genome assembly.